This is a messenger RNA of Eublepharis macularius, 1131 nucleotides long. RefSeq names its product TCF3 fusion partner (gene TFPT). Gene Ontology annotation, biological process: apoptotic signaling pathway; apoptotic process; positive regulation of apoptotic process. The transcript is spliced from 6 exons. The record is from RefSeq and is a predicted model, not a curated record. Bases 133 to 870 code for a protein of 245 amino acids. Gene Ontology annotation, molecular function: DNA binding. Gene Ontology annotation, cellular component: Ino80 complex. NCBI's taxonomy places the organism in Eukaryota, Metazoa, Chordata, Lepidosauria, Squamata, Eublepharidae.
UCCCUUCCCCUCAUUCGGCUCGAGCUUAGGGCGGUUGCUAGAGUACUGUAUACGUCAUCAGCACGCGACGAUUUAUUUGUGUUUGCAUCCCUCGAGGACUCAUUGACAGUGCGAAGGGAGGCAUAAAGGAGCAUGGCAGGUGUGGGAUUUGAAGAAUUUUCAGUGCCACCUGGCUCAGAAUUGGCAUUGCCUCCUCUUUUUGGUGGUAACAUCCUUGAGAGUGAGCUAGAGACAGAAGUGGAGUUUGCUGAUGGGGGGCUGCAGGAUGAGGAGGAGGAAGAAGGAGUGUUGCGGCAGCAGGAAAUGACACGACGCAAAUGCCAGGCACUUGCUCGGCGCUGCAAAGAAUUAGAGCAGGUGAAUGAGAGGAUGUUAAAUCGGCUGCAUCAGGUCCAGAGAAUAACACUGAGGCUCAAACAGGAAAGGAGGUCUCUUAUGAGGGUGCUGGAUUCCUAUGGUGAUGACUAUAGACAGGGCCACCUUGAUAUAGUCCUGGAGGAUGAAGGAAGCCACAAUAUGGAUGCCCCAACACCUGGCAACACAGAAAAUGAACCUCCGGAGAAAGAGACCUCCAGACGCCUUCCAGGGCCUUUGUCUGCCCAAGAAGCUGAGAGCCCCUCGCCCAAUGAGGGGCCAACCAAUAAGAAGCGCCGGCGCCAUGUACGAGAGGAAAAGGAAGCAAGGUUGCGGCGAGCAGCACCAGCCUUACUUCCUAUGGAAGAGUUCCCUGCUCAGAUAAAGACUGAAGAGGAUUUUCACUGUGAGCAAGAGGAUGUCCUAGCAUCUACUUGGCAGCAGUCGAGUCCCCGGGACAAGUUACUCCAUUAUCCCAAGUUUUCUAGCGCUGGAGCCUGUUCAGACUUUGACUGAAGGUGGACUUCUGAAAGGCCACUUGUUGAAACCUCUAGAGGAGAUUUUAUAUACCCGCGUAUCAAUUGCCUAAGAACAGACCCACUUUGCUGUCCAGUGAAUAUUGUCUGAGGGUGAACCCAUUCUUUUUUAAGGAACAUAAACAAAUGGACCAUGAAGCUUUAGUCUGGAAAAACAAAAUGGAGUGCACAGCACUGUAUUUUGUAAAAUGUAUGAUAGAAUUCUUCAAACCAGUAUGUAUUAAAAUGUGAAUGGAUUCUG